This is a messenger RNA of Pelagomonas calceolata, 1551 nucleotides long. The record is from the annotation of a GenBank genome assembly. Lineage: Eukaryota; Pelagophyceae; Pelagomonadales; Pelagomonadaceae.
AUGGAGAUCGAAGAGACGCCGCCGCCACAACCACCGGCACCACCGGCGAAACCGCUGCCGCCGCGCGCGCUCGCAUUCCUCGACGGCCCGACGGACGAGCACCGCGUCGCCGGGUUGCUGCUCCUCGCGGCCGCCGACGCGUCGAGUCUGCAGGCGCAUGCCUCAGAAAUCGCCGCCAAGCUAGAAGCGUCGAACUUCCUCGCGCGCCUGCUCAAGACGGCCGGCGACGACGGCGCGGCGCUGACGAGCGCGCAGCGCGCGGGCCUCGAGGUCGCGCGGGCGCUCGCGGGUACGUCGGCCGACGUCCGGGACGCGCUCGCCAAGAGUGCUGCGCUCGAGGCCUGCGGCGCGUGUGUGCUGAGCGUCGCCGACGCGCGGACGAUGGCGGCGCGCGGCGAUAGCAUCGAGGGCGGAAGUAAUGAAGACGCGGCGGCAGCACUGCGUUGCCUCGACAGCUUGGUAGGCGGCGACCCGCGACGACUCGUGACGAGCGGCGUCGACGGCGCGCCUUUACUAGCCUUUUGCCGGGAUGCCGACGAGCAGCUCUGGCCCGCGGCAACGUCAUUACUAAGAUGCUGCUGCGCCGGCGGCGGUCUUGAUGAUGAGAGUGUGCGAGCUUUGACUCUCUUGGCGACGACCGUGCGUGCCAAAUCAGAAACCUACGCGCGCGAGGCGCCUUUGAUAGAGUGCCUGGCCCUGGCGGUGGCGGCGCGCGCGGGCGCGGCGCGGACGUCGUCGACGGCCGCGCACGCGCGGAAGGCGGCGCGCGACGUCGUCGAGGAGGCCGUGCCGCGCCUGCUGCGGCGGGGCGGCGCGCGGGAAGUUUGUAGGGACGCGGCGCUCGGCGCCGCGGCGGUCUGCGCGUCCGGACGGCGCGGCGCCGCGUGGCUCUGGGGCCGCGACGGCGCCGUCGUGCGCGUCGUCGCGGGCUGCGCGGCCGCCGAGGCGCGCCUGGCGCUGGACGAGGCGCUGGCCCUCGCGGCGGGCUCGGGCGGCGACGACCGCCAGCGCCGCGCGGACCGGUGCACGCGCGUCGCGCCGCUGUGUUUGGGCGUGCUCGAGCGCGUGCUGCGCUUGUUGCUGGGCGACGACGAGUCGGGCGACGAGUCGGACGACUCGGAGGCGCCGGACGCGCCGGCGCCGGCGCCCGACGCCGUCCUGGGCUGCCGCGACGCCGUCCGCGACGCGGCCGACGCGGCGCUCGGCUUCUGCGGCGAGGCGCGUUUACAGCGCGACGCGGCGGCUCGUGGACUCCCGGAAGCCCCAGCGCCCGCGGCGCUCGAGCUGCUGCUCGCACUCUGCCGGCCCUGCCUGUCGCUCCUCGGACUCCUCGCCGCCGAGCUCGACGAGGACGAGACAGGCGAUGACGAUGGCGACGGCGACGGCCUCGCGCUCCACGCGCGCCUCGCGGAGCUGCGACCUUUUGUUGAUGAUUUGGUUGCGGCCGACCGCGGCGGCGCGCCGCCGCCGCCGCCUGCAGCUGGUGAUGACGAUUCCGCGCCAUCCUCGUCGGAGGAAGACUCAGACGACGAGAUAGACUAUGGGACUUAA